GCUGAAUUAUUUCUGUCAAAUGAUAUAAUUUGCGAACAUCCUACAAAAGGGCAGCGCCAUGGAUUCCCAAGCAAAACUAAAUCUUGCGAAGCUGAAACUAUUGUCUUUGGGUACUGAUAUCCAAACUGUACCAGCAAAUGUAACUGAAGUGAAGGCGAAUGAACCAACGUCACCACUGUUCAUGAGCCAAACCGAAGAUGUUGAAUAUUUUUGCGACGAAGAUACAGAGGAUGUCGAAUAUUUCUCGGAUCCUGAGUCAGAACGCGACUAUUUUUCGGAGAUUGAAGAUGCAGACUUUGUGGUUUCAUCACAUGUUCCUGACGCGAGUGACGCUGAUGCUGAGACAUAUGAAGAUCAUGAAGAUCGAUGGACUCAAAACAUAGAUUCUGUGAAAGACAUCUGUGACUACGAUAGUGACACCGGAAUUUGUGAAUAUUAAAAUUUGAUUU
Bradysia coprophila is the source of this 449-nucleotide messenger RNA. RefSeq lists its product as uncharacterized. NCBI's taxonomy places the organism in Eukaryota, Metazoa, Arthropoda, Insecta, Diptera, Sciaridae. The record is from RefSeq and is a predicted model, not a curated record.